Molecule: messenger RNA, 1240 nt
Organism: Cyphomyrmex costatus
Lineage: Eukaryota; Metazoa; Arthropoda; Insecta; Hymenoptera; Formicidae
Gene: Galphai
Product: G protein alpha i subunit
Exons: 4
Coding region: 1-1071 (356 amino acids)
Biological process (GO): adenylate cyclase-modulating G protein-coupled receptor signaling pathway
Cellular component (GO): heterotrimeric G-protein complex; cytoplasm
Molecular function (GO): G protein-coupled receptor binding; GTP binding; G-protein beta/gamma-subunit complex binding
Source: RefSeq, a predicted model, not a curated record
AUGGGCUGCGCCGUGAGCACCACCGGUGAGAAGGAGGCCGUCGAGCGGUCCAAGAAGAUCGACAAGGACCUCCGCGCUGAUGGCGAGCGCGCCGCCGGCGAGGUCAAGCUCCUGCUGCUCGGUGCUGGAGAAUCCGGCAAAUCCACGAUAGUAAAGCAAAUGAAAAUAAUUCACGAGACCGGCUACAGUAAAGAGGAAUGCGAGCGAUACACCCCUGUGGUAUACAGCAACACGAUACAAAGUCUAAUGACGAUAAUCAGGGCCAUGGGGGACCUUAGAAUCGACUUUGCUGAGCCUAGCAAAGCGGAUAUAGCGCGACAAUUUUUCACCCUAGCAUCGGCGGCGGAGGAGGGCGAGCUGACCGGGGAACUAGUGCUAUUAAUGAAGCGAUUAUGGCAGGACCCGGGACUGCAGCUCUGUUUCUCGCGUAGCAGGGAAUACCAGCUCAACGACUCGGCAGCGUACUACCUUAACGCACUUGACCGCAUAACGCAACAUAAUUAUAUCCCGACACAGCAAGAUGUGCUGCGAACGCGCGUCAAAACCACCGGAAUCGUGGAGACACAUUUUUCUUUCAAGGGCUUACACUUUAAAAUGUUUGAUGUUGGCGGUCAACGGUCUGAAAGAAAGAAAUGGAUACAUUGUUUCGAAGGCGUCACUGCGAUCAUCUUCUGUGUUGCUCUAAGCGGCUAUGACCUGGUAUUAGCGGAAGAUGAGGAGAUGAAUCGCAUGAUAGAGUCAAUGAAACUGUUCGACUCGAUUUGCAAUAGCAAAUGGUUUGUCGAAACGUCGAUCAUACUGUUCCUGAAUAAAAAAGACCUGUUUGAAGAGAAGAUCACCAGGAGCCCGCUCACUAUCUGUUUCCCAGAAUAUAAGGGCGCCAACACCUAUGAGGAGUGUGCCUCUUACAUCCAGAUGAAAUUCGAAAAUCUGAACAAGAGGAAGGAUCAGAAACAGAUUUACACGCACUUUACGUGCGCAACAGACACGUCCAAUAUACAGUUUGUGUUCGACGCCGUGACCGACGUAAUAAUCAAGAACAACUUGAGUAAUUGCGGAUUACUGAGCUAAACAUUCCAAUACUCGAUCAGUAAAUCGAAAGAAAGGAUAUAUCUUAAUACGUUGACGACUCGUUAAUCUUCGCAAAUGCAUUAAAGAAUGACGAAGAGACUGAUCGAAAGUUUUAAGAGUAUGUAUCCGUAAAUAUAUAUUAUGCGAGGAUUUUAUUUACACACAUACA